Molecule: messenger RNA, 2519 nt
Organism: Vavraia culicis subsp. floridensis
Lineage: Eukaryota; Fungi; Microsporidia; Pleistophoridae
Exons: 1
Coding region: 1-2499 (832 amino acids)
Biological process (GO): leucyl-tRNA aminoacylation
Molecular function (GO): ATP binding; leucine-tRNA ligase activity
Source: RefSeq, a predicted model, not a curated record
AUGAACAGGACAAGCACCACAAAACUUCAGACCUUGGAAUCAAUCGAAAGAAUUUUUAAGAACCCCAUCGGGUACAACGAUAAGGGACGGCCAAAAUAUUUUGUCACGUUUCCGUAUCCAUACAUGAACGGAAAGAUGCACCUGGGCCAUUUGUACUCGUUUUCUAAAUCGGAAUUUAUGGCUCGAUAUAAAUGUAUGAAGGGAUUCGAUGUAUUUCUGCCCUUCGCCUUCCAUGGGACGGGAAUGCCGAUUUCAGCGGCUGCUAAGAAGUUAUGUGAGGGCGACCAAAGCACCGUACAGCUUUUAAACUCCAUUGGGAUCAAAGACGUUGAGCCCUUUAAGGAUGCCAAAUACUGGCUGCAUUACUUUCCGCCGCUAGCUACCGACGUAAUGACCAAGUUUCAAUCGUACAUAAAUUGGAACCAUUCGUUCACCACUACCGAUUUAAAUCCGUAUUACGACUCGUUUGUCAAAUGGCAGUUCUGCAGGCUCGAGAAAUACAUCUCGUAUGGUAAGAAGGAAACCAUAUAUUGUACCAAAACCAACCAGCCGUGUCUUGAUCACGACCGACGGACAGGGGAGGGUGUCAUUCCGGUUCUUGUGAAUAUGAGAAUGGUAUCGUUAGGAGAUACGUAUUUCUGCACCCGUGUUAAAGAUAGGACGAAUAGUGAUGAGACUGCCACGGCACCUCGUGCUAAGACCAUCACUGUUGGUAGGAUAACACGUUUUUUCAAGGUCGAUAUCAACGGCAAGAGCUGUAUCAUUGAUCAUUGGGCCCUUGAGAACAUGCGCUACCAAGAAUUUAAACUUGAAGUAUCGGGUGAAAUAAAAAUCGAAGAGAUUCCCGGACACAAGAGUUACAAAUUUGUAUACUUGGACAGGGAUCAGCCGCCUGUGAUCAACUUUUGUGAUCCGGCAGAUCCUUCCUUGGCGUAUUAUGAGCCAGAGAAGGAGGUUCAAGGACGUGCCGGCUCCAAAUGUGUGGUAGCAUCGGUUAAUCAAUGGUUUUUGGACUAUGACAAUGUUCAAUGGAAGAAAAAGGUUGCUGAAUGCAUAGAGGAUAUGAAUUGCCUGUCAGAGACCCGACGAAUGCUCCUGGACGCGCUUGGAUGGAUCGACAAAUGGGGGUUCUCGCGCACAUUUGGUCUUGGGACAUCGUUCAAAGAAUAUGUCAUUGAUUCGCUGAGCGAUAGCACGAUUUACAUGGCCUUUUAUUUGGCCAAGCCAGAGCUCUUUUCGGAUUUGUACGGAUUGGAACGCAAAAUAGAGCCAGAGUGCCUGACGAAUGCGGCAUGGGACUAUAUUUUCAAUUUCAGCGAUGUAAAUCCGUGCGAUGAUGAGAAGGAGCUGGUGCUAGAACGAGCACGGAAUGCAUUUGUCAGAUACUACCCCGUUGACUUGCGGGUAAGCGGCAAGGAUCUUAUCAAGAAUCAUCUUCUUUUUUACAUCUUCCACCACGUGGCCAUAUUUCCAAGAAAUUGUUGGCCGAAGAGAAUCUUUACGAAUGGUCACCUGCUUCUAAACAACGCAAAAAUGAGCAAGAGCGAGGGAAACUUUCUGACAGCUGAGGAUUCGAUCAAGUUAUUUGGUGCGAACGUGACAAGGAUUGUGCUUGCGGAUGCUGGCGACUUUAAUGAAGAUGCUAAUUUUAGCCAGGCACUUGCAGACACGUACAUCCUCAAAAUAUACACGUUUGUGAAGUAUGUUGAGAGUUUUAUCAAGGAAGUGAUCCACACAUUGCCAGACAAGGAGGAUUAUCGGACGGCGGUUGAACAGAAAGUUACCAGUUUCGCUGACAGGUAUGAGCGGUAUAAAUCCAAUUCGUGCAGCAAGACGCCCGGCAUAUCAUUUGCGGACGAGCUUCUUAAGGAUGGCGUUGACUUUCUUGUGGAUAAAUGUGAUCAAUCGUAUGAGAGCAUGACGUAUCGAGACGCGAUCAAGUACGGUUUUCAUGAAUUUAAGACACUGAUGGAGCUGUGCAUGUCGCUCAACUGCUCAAGCGAAGCCAUGUUAUACGCGAUAAAAAAUAAUCUGCUGGUCAUGUACCCUGUUAUCACGUCAAUCUGCGAUUAUCUUCUCGAAAAAUAUUUCAAGAAAGUGCUGGUAUGGCCGGUCUCAAUCGUGAGAAAGGACAAUGUUUAUCUCGGAUUGGAGUGGUUUAGAAAAUUUAGCAAGAAUCUUGCGAGCAAGGCUGCCAGAAUGCAGAAGAAGAACGUAAGAAUUUACGUGGGCACGGUUGUGCCGGAAUGGAAAACGCUGGUGCAAGACAUUGAUCCUGAUGAUAUAGUGGCUUUGAGAAAGUUUUUCGCCAAGUUUGAGAUCAAUCCCAAGAAGGGGAUGAGUUUUGUGAAGGACCAUGUCAAGUACAACUUUGAUGAGCAUCGGCUUCUUUCUGGUCUUAAGACCAGCUUGGAGAAAAAAUUAGGGGUUAAUAUUGAAAUACUGACCUGUGUGGAUGGCAAGGGUGAGCCAUACGAACCGGCUAUCGAGUUCUAUUAAAAAGAAUUUUUGUUGCGUAA